UUGGGGUGGACUCUGCCCCAGCGGGGGGAGCUGGCAGAAGAGGGGCUCAGCUUGCAAUGACCAAGGGAGCUUGGGGGUGCGAUGCCUGGGGGACUUUGGAGGAGAGAUGGAGCCUCCUCAUUAUGUGGAAGAGCUGGAGGAUGAUGUGUUCCACCCGGAGGAGGCAGAGCCUGGUGCUCAGCCAGGGGGCCUGACCUCGGCUGCUCUGUUUGCCCAGAGCCAGCCCGAUUGUAUGCUGGAUGGGCUGCAGCUUUUCCCUCUCACCCACUGCUGUGGCCCAGGGCUUCGUUCAGUUGGCCAGGAAGACAAGGCCACUCAGACCCUCAGUCCGGCAUCCCCAAGCCAGGGUGUCAUGCUACCUUGUGGAGUGACCGAAGAACCCCACCGACUAUUUUAUGGCAAUGCUGGAUACCGACUUCCCCUCCCAGCCAAUUUUCCUUCGAGCCUGAGGCUUGGAGAGGAGCCCCCUGAAGAGCAGUGGGAGCAGCGAGCCGAGGUGCAGAUUGCACGAAAGCUUCAGUGCAUCGCGGACCAGUUCCACAGACUCCACAUGCAGCGGCACCAGCAGAACCGAAACCACGUGUGGUGGCAGAUCCUCCUCUUCCUUCAUAAUCUGGCCUUGAACAGAGAGGAGAACAGAAAUGGGGCAGGUCCUAGGUGAGACGUUGCUGCCCCUCUCUGUGUGUGGACCACAGGGAGACCCCUUCCACCUCCACUCCUGGAGCAGGACAUUGGGGAGAACUCCAGGAAAACUGGCACUGUGUCUUGUGAAGCUUUUGUUAUUAUUAUUAUUAUUGUUAUUAUUAUUAUUUUGAUUUUUUUGUUUGUUUCUGGGGUUUUGUUUGUUUGUUUUACUAUCUUUAUGUACAUAAGACCAAUUCAACAAGGGACAUUUUGCUCUGCUCCCAGCCCCCUACCAGGCUGGGGAGACUUGGUCAAACACUGUUGAAGAAAGGGCUGAUGUGUCUGUGCUGAUGAGACCUUCUGCUGGCUCCUGGCAAAUGGACCCAUGAAGAAGCAGGUGUUUGAGAUGCCAGCCAACUAGUCCUUUCUGGGAAGGAAGCCUCUUCUUAAGGACAGUGCUAACUAACCAAUGAAGUUCGAGUUGGCUUUGGCUCCUCCCACUUCACAGAGCCAGUCUCUUCUCUGUGGCUGAUGUUUGGCAUAGAUUCUAAUGCCCAAGCUCAGAGAUUGGGUUUGUGUGGGGAAAACCAAACCAGAUGUGCUGACAUCAGUCCUGUGUUGGUCACCUUGCCCGGCUUCUCCCAUAAUCCUCUUUCCAGCAACUCCUUACUCCAGAUUAUGGCUGUGAAUUCUUCCCCCUCAGAGCAAAGAAAACAUAGGUUUGCUGAGCCUAAUACAGAACAGUGCUGUGUGGCAGCACUGUUCUGACCACUGUCAUUUGAACAUAAUGGAAAUUUACUCAGUAUGGGCUUCCAUCUCGGAUGUGUGGCCAUCAGGGACUAAAGGAGUGGCAAGUUCAGCAGUCAUUUAAUUGGUUACAAAUCCAGGUUCAAGCCUGACCUGUGGCAGCCCCAGAGGAUGUAAUUCCAUGGACAGCUACCUCAGGAUCUCUAGCGUUGCUCCCAAA
Dromiciops gliroides (monito del monte) is the source of this 1591-nucleotide messenger RNA. RefSeq names its product Bcl2 modifying factor (gene BMF). The transcript has 4 exons. Gene Ontology annotation, biological process: negative regulation of autophagy; apoptotic process; positive regulation of apoptotic process. Gene Ontology annotation, cellular component: myosin complex. The coding region runs from base 107 to 661 and encodes 184 amino acids. The record is from RefSeq and is a predicted model, not a curated record. NCBI's taxonomy places the organism in Eukaryota, Metazoa, Chordata, Mammalia, Microbiotheria, Microbiotheriidae.